CCAUGUCUAUAUGACUGGGGGGGCAUUGCGCUCGGUACAGUCUGGCAUCCCGGGCAUCUCCCUGCGCUACUGUGUAUCGGGCUCUCCUGGGACCUCUAACAGCAAACAGUGCAAAUACCCUACUGCCCCAGUUGGACAAUGGCCGCUGAACAGUCUGCCACCAAACUGACCCACGCAGAGAAAUGUAUCAGGGACUUGGUCCAGACCUUCUAUGACUGCUCCAGGAAAGACGCGGAUCAGGAGAACCUCUCAUUGGGGGAAUUUACAGAGCUGGUGAAGAAGAACUUCCCCCACUACCUGGAGGGGGUGAAUAUGGAGGACAAGAUCAAGGAGUUGGACACCAACAAUGACAAACAGAUGAAGUUCAGCGAAUACUGGAAGCUGAUUGGAGAAUUGGCCAAAAACGCGAAGCGAUGUGAGAAGGCAAAACACCAGUGUUAGUGGGGGGGGGCGUUACUGGCAGUGGCCAACUGCCCCAGGGGCAAAUAUCAUAAUAAAAAAUCAUGUUCUGAAUGAUC
Molecule: messenger RNA, 518 nt
Organism: Xenopus tropicalis (tropical clawed frog)
Lineage: Eukaryota; Metazoa; Chordata; Amphibia; Anura; Pipidae
Product: protein S100-A13-like
Exons: 3
Coding region: 139-441 (100 amino acids)
Molecular function (GO): transition metal ion binding
Source: RefSeq, a predicted model, not a curated record